Molecule: messenger RNA, 1806 nt
Organism: Gallus gallus (chicken)
Lineage: Eukaryota; Metazoa; Chordata; Aves; Galliformes; Phasianidae
Gene: IKBIP
Product: IKBKB interacting protein
Exons: 4
Coding region: 324-1454 (376 amino acids)
Source: RefSeq, a predicted model, not a curated record
GGGAGGGGGGCGGGCAGCAGCCGGGAGCAGCGUCGUGGAAGAUAGGCGUGGGGCGGGCUUGGUUUUGGCAGUGAGGAAACAGCGGCCUUUAUCCUCAUCUGUAUAUCUUCAACGUGGCUGAUAGUACAGUAGUUAGGCAAGGCGGCGCAGGCAGAAGUUUGAGGAGCGCGUGGAGUUUGUUCAGCAAACGUCAAAGCCGUGUUCUGUAGGGCACUGAGGAAAAAAAAGAAGAGCUUUCACCGAGUCUUCUGUAAGUGAGCUUCCAUAAAUGUCGUGGUGCUCAAGUAGCUCUUUUGCUCCUACUCUUUAAAAAAAAACACAGAAUGUCUGAAGUUAAGCAGAGGAAAAAAGGUCUUCCUUCAUCCAAGAGCAAUGAAGGUUUCCAGAAACUCGAGAAGCACAGCAGCCGUGGGAAGGUGGUGAGCCACGGCCAGAACUCUGUUGGGAUGGACUCACGGAUGGCCUUGGGUGUGAUUUCUCUCUCUGCCUGCCUGGUGCUGGCCUGGUUACUGUUUCAGCAGUCGAGUCGAUUUGCUGAUAUGGAAAAAAGGUACAAUUUCUUGCAGCAGGAAGCUGAAAGAUUCCUGGACAUGGAAAAUAAAGUUAGCUUAAUUUCUGAAAAGCUUGAGUCUUCUGACAGUAUCCUACAAGAAUCUGCCUCGUCCAUCUCUGUGAUGACUGAGUUUGAGCAGGAAGUAUCUUCUCUUCGUAACACCAUAAGAGAGAUUGAGAACAACGAACAGACUCUGUUUAUGGAGAUGCAGGGCAUUAAUGAGAAGUUCCAAAAUAUUACGAAUUCCUGGAGAAGAAGCAUGGAUGAAAUGAACACAAACACUAGUGGCAUAAAAUCUGAAGCGAAGUUCAUACACACAGAAGUUACUACCCAAAUUAAUAAAGUUGACCAAAGAAUUAAAUCCCUUUCAGAAAGAUUAAAAGACUUGGAAGACGGUACAGCCAGAAAUAUUAAAACAGUAAAAAGGCAAGAAGAUGAUGAAUUUGCUAUGGUUGAACAGAAGUUGGACUCGCAUGCGACAGCAAUUGAAAAACUAGAAGAAGAGCAGAAUAGUCUGUUAGCCAAGAACACAGACCUGAGUCAGAAACUUGCAGCCUAUGAACCUAAAAUUGAGGAGUGCAAGACCCAUUUGCCAAAAAUUGAAAAUGCUAUUCAUUCUAUCCUUAGAUUAUCAAGUGAAUUGCUAAAUAUGGAGAAGAAGAUAGAGAACUUGGCAACACAGCUGUAUACUGUGGAAAGUAAUAUGUUGAAAACUGUCUCCGAUACAGUGGCGAUGCAAAACGUUCUUGAAGGUGCACAGUACAAUGACAGCAUAGCAAAACUACAAAAUAAAACAGCAGUUAUAGAAGAAGUAGUACGUGACGUGGAAGUAUCCUCAAGUGCUGAAGGAAUAACUUUAGUAGGCUAUAAAUUAGAAAGUGACCAAGAUGGGGAUAAGUGAAUUUGGUCUUAAGGUUUACACUGACAGAAGAAGCACUUUAAUUGAUUCUAAGUUAUGUGACUCCAAUGUACGAGCUGGGAGUUGGGAGGGGGACGGAGACAUCACAUUAACAUUUAUGUUUAGUUCUCAUUGCUUUGGUUUCCAUAUUGUUACUUUUUGUUAUCAUACUUCAUCGACUUUGUAACACAGUGAACAAUUGAUUUCUCUAGGAAGAGUAGUUAACACUGCACAUUCAGGACACUCUGAAACCUCUAUUUCUCAACGUUAGGAUAUUUCAGGUUCAUGUAUUUAUUAUUUAUGUAUAGAUUGUAUCUAUUUACAGUCAUAUUCAAUAAAAAUAUGUUGCAGUGUA